Aspergillus calidoustus is the source of this 843-nucleotide messenger RNA. Lineage: Eukaryota; Fungi; Ascomycota; Eurotiomycetes; Eurotiales; Aspergillaceae. The record is from the annotation of a GenBank genome assembly.
AUGCGCCUCGUGAGAAAUGCAAAACCGGUUCAUUUUGUGAUGAUUGGCGGAGUGGUUGGAGGAUUCUACGUCUACAAUACCGAGACAGUCGAGAUGACCGGUCGGCGGCGAUUCAACUGCGUUUCCCUCAACCAAGAACUCAAAAUGGGACAGGAGAGCUAUCAUGAGGUGCUGCAGCAGAGUCGGGGACACAUACUUCCAGAAUCUCAUCCAGUCACUAUCAUGGUGAACCGUGUUCUUCGGCGCCUGAUUCCCCAAGCGCCAAUCCAUGAUGCUGAUUGGAAGGUUCAUGUAAUCCACGAUGAUAACAUGAAGAACGCAUUCGUCCUUCCAGGUGGAAAGGUCUUCGUAUAUACUGGGAUACUGCCCAUCUGCAAGGAUGAGGAUGGGUUAGCAGCAGUUCUUGGGCACGAGAUUGCGCAUGUGGUAGCUCGUCACCAUGCCGAGCGCAUGAGCAAUAACUUCAUUACCAUGGGAGUUGUAUUCCUUACAGCUUUUCUUUUCGACGUCUCCGGACAGAUACCGGGUUUACUUCUCAAUCUGAUGUACAGCUUACCAAACUCUAGGGUCCAAGAGGCGGAAGCUGACAACAUCGGCUUGAUGAUGAUGUCGAAAGCUUGCUUUAACCCCGAAGCGGCCGUUGGACUCUGGGAACGCAUGCACAAAGCAGAACAGAUGGCGCCUCCCCAAUUCAUGUCGACGCACCCAAGUAGUUAUAACCGCAUGGAGGCUAUCCAGGGAUGGUUGGAUAAGGCCCAUGCUGUCUAUGAGGACAGCGGCUGCUUCUCACUCGGAAACUAUAUGCCAGGAUUCCGACAGGCACGCGAUGACUUUACCUGGUAG